AUGUUCAUCAUCAAAUACAUCACUCUCAUUGGAGUACGUUGCCUGCUGAAAUGGUGCCCACCGGCCGAAUCCCCGUUUGCUUUACUUCAUUUCCUUGUUUUCCUCUCCUGGAAUGGCCUCGUACUCUACAACUACCUCUGCUCCGUGUUCAUCGGCCCGGGUUACGUGAAGAAGGGCUGGAAGCCGGAUUCGGAGUUCAACUCGGAGGCAAAUCGUUUUGCCGGCGUCGACGAGUCGGAUCUGGAGACGGAUAGCGAAGAGGAGGAAGCUUCGGACGAGGAUUCCCAGAGCGAGGAGAAAGAAAAGGAAGAAAACGUGGAACUGUUCACUCAGGGUCGUCCGGUCGACAGCGUUCUUCAGUACUGUGAGAUCUGCGAAGGAUACAAGGCUCCUAGGGCCCAUCACUGCAGACGAUGCAAUCGUUGCGUGAUGAAGAUGGACCACCACUGCCCAUGGAUCAACAAUUGUGUGGGGCAUUUAAACCAUGCCAACUUCACUCUCUUCCUCUUCUUUGCCAUCGUAGGCUGUCUCCACGCAGCCAUCGUCAUCUCCGUCUCUCUAUAUAGAGCCUUCCACGUCCAAUGGUACAUGUUCAACGAGGACACCUACCAUCCUCUCGUCAUCAUGGGGCCGUACGAGUUCAUAUUUGGUUGUCUGGCCAUCGGCUUCUGCAUCGGGGUCGUCAUUGCAGUCGGGUCCCUCUUGUACUUGCAGAUUAAAUCCAUCCUGAGGAACCGGACACCAAUUGAGGAUUGGAUUAUGGAUAAGGCUAAUCACCGGCACAAGGUGUUGUAUGGGAAGCAGUUCACAUAUCCAUAUCACCUGGGUUGGAGGAGAAACCUGUCUGCGGUCUUUGGGGGGCCCGACCUCUGGAGCAAGGGCUACGCUUGGCCCAUUCGUGGAGAUUGCGACCAGUUCACUCUCACCGCAGAACAAGUGGCCCAGAAGACAGCCAAGAAGGAGCGCAUCGUGGAGACACGAGUGGUAGCCCCCUAUUCAGGAUCCUGGUGCCCCUUGUCGAAGGGACUGAGGACGUGCUGGGGUCAGCCGUGCUCCGACGAACCCCGUGCCCCACUCAUUGUCGGCGACACCGUUCGCAUCUCUCGGUGGAAACGGUAUGCUCACUCCACUGCAUUCGUCCUUCACCUUCAGAGUCACUGGUUGUACGGAGAAGUGGUCGGAAGGCGGGAUAAGGGCGGCUAUCGCGUCAAGGGUUGGUUCCCCAAGUCCUGCGUCGUCGAGGUCCUCCAUCUCUCCGAUCCACCCGUCUCGAAGCCUUCCUCGGAGUCCGGCUCGACCGUCCCGUCCAAGCCCUCGUCCUCGACCGCCCUUCCCACCCUUCCCGAAGAGGCCUUCGACGAGACACCUAGUGGGGGCCCUGCAGGUGACACCAAGAAAGACAGAUGAGCUUGGCGCUCCCCCAUGUUUUUUUUUAUCAAUGAAAAGACCUACUGCAAUAAGUCAUUUGAAAAAGCUGUUCCAAUACCUGUGAUCGUUAUUCCAUGUCUUGUCCUAUGCAUAUCAGCUAGGAUUUCCCUGCGGUGCACUCGCAAGUUCCAUUGAGGUGUAUGUGAGUAAAUUUAUGUAUGAGU
Messenger RNA from Darwinula stevensoni, 1592 nucleotides. The record is from the annotation of a GenBank genome assembly. Lineage: Eukaryota; Metazoa; Arthropoda; Ostracoda; Podocopida; Darwinulidae.